Molecule: messenger RNA, 4367 nt
Organism: Colius striatus (speckled mousebird)
Lineage: Eukaryota; Metazoa; Chordata; Aves; Coliiformes; Coliidae
Product: haloacid dehalogenase-like hydrolase domain-containing 5
Exons: 10
Coding region: 983-2476 (497 amino acids)
Biological process (GO): glycerophospholipid biosynthetic process
Cellular component (GO): mitochondrion
Source: RefSeq, a predicted model, not a curated record
UCUAGCUUUGAAAGCUCCUGUGGAUGUUAAGAGUGAAGCUGCAAUGUGUUGGUGGUGUCACUGCUGCUCUGCCCGCUGUAUCCUGACUAGCUUUGUGCUGUUUGCCUGAUGGUAGCCAAAGGGUGGGAGCUCAGCAGCUGUCCACACGACGCCCCGAAGCUCUGCAUCGCUGCUGUGUGUCCUGUGACAAGAGACUGCUCACAGCUGUGCCUCUUGGGAGUCUCAGGGGUGACCAACGUUGUUACAUGGGUCUGGGUGACUGGAACUGGGCAGCUGCAGCUGUGGAGUAGCAGUGCUGUCUGAGGAAUACAGGAUUUAACAACCAAGCAACCAAUUGGUCUGGGAUUAAACUAAAUAGUUUGAGAGUAUUUAGAGUUUCUAGAUACUCUUAGUAUUCAGCUCUAUUUAUUGUAAAUAGUUCACUCCAGAGCAAUCAAAGCUCUGAAUUACAGAGCAAGCCUUGUCUCUCAUGGUUUAAGUCACCAGACAAAAGAAGCCUUGAAAAAGUGGAUUAAAAUCUCUUAAAAAAGAGAAUAAAUCAAAACCUCAAGUACUGAUAGCAGGCAGCUAACAUUCCCAACACAUCUUUCUCUCUCCCUGUUAGCAGCUUAGCUUUCUCUGCUUUUUAACAAAGCAGCAAGUGAAUAUGUUUAUGAUUUAUCAUUUGUUGCAAGCAUCUCUCCAAAGUUGUUCUUAGUUUUUGCUGCAACCCCUCAAAUGUUCUGCUCUUGGGUUUAGAGAAGGUAUUUUUAUCCACAUGCUCUCCAUGUUUGCUGUCAAGGCAACGCUGACCCAGAGUUCCUUCCCUGAAACCCCUGGCCACCAAGAACUGGAACCCCUGUGCCAGCAGGGUUGUGCUCUGGCAGUACUGGUUGUAUGCAUCUGUGGCAUAGGAGACACAAAUCAAAAGGGUAAAGGCAGAUCAAGGACAGAGUGACAACGACAGAAGGAUAAAAGGAAUAAAGAGAGAAACUGAGACACAAUGGUAAUUGCUUUUGUGCUCAGAGGAGUAGCUACCAGCCCUGAGCAAGACCAAGACACACACAAAGAUGCUUCUGAGGCAGUGCUGAUCUCUGCUGACUCACAGAGAGCUGGAGUAAAUGUACAGAACUGCAGGAUGGAGCUGUGCAAUGCCAGCUAUGGCUGCUGCUUGAACCCACUGUACUACACAAUCACUCUGCAGGGAGUGCAGUGCCACCACUGGAUCAAUGUCUCCCUGGAGUCUGAGGGCGUGGUGAGGAGAAUUUGUUGGCAGCACGGGGAACUCAACAUACCUCCAUCCUUUGGCUUUCUUUUUGACAUCGAUGGUGUUCUGGUACGAGGAAAGACUCCAAUUCCUGCUGCAAAAACAGCCUUCCAGAAGCUGGUGAAUUCUCAGGGACAGUUCUUGGUGCCUGUGGUAUUUGUCACCAAUGCUGGGAAUUGCCUUCGCCAGAAGAAAGCUGAUCAGCUCUCUCAUCUGCUGGGAGUUCCAGUUUCCCAGGAUCAGGUGAUGAUGUCACACAGUCCUCUGCGGAUGUUCAAACGUUACCAUGAAAAAUGUGUCCUUGUAUCUGGCCAAGGACCACUUCUUGAUAUUGCUCAGGACCUUGGUUUCUGUCAGCCUAUCACCAUUGAAACCCUGCGGGAGAAGCACCCUUUGCUGGACGCAGUUGACCAUGACAGAAGACCCAGCGUUCUGUACCCCUCUGCUGUGGAGCUUCCCAAGAUUGAGGCUGUUGUUUUGUUUGGGGAGCCAGUCAGAUGGGAAACCAACCUCCAGUUGAUAAUAGACGUUUUGCUGACAAGUGGCUACCCUGGAAACCCGUAUCACCAUGAAAAUUACCCUCACAUUCCUGUCCUGGCUUGUAACAUGGAUCUGAUGUGGGUAGCUGAAGCACAGUCCCCAAGGUUUGGGCAUGGAACAUUCAUGGUUUGUUUGGAAAACAUUUACAAGAAGAUCACUGGCAAAGAUCUGAAGUAUGAGGCGUUGAUGGGCAAACCCAGCCAAGUGACCUACCAGUACGCUGAGCACCUCAUCCGGGCCCAGGCAGCACAGCGGCAGUGGCAGAAACCCAUUCAAACGCUUUAUGCUGUCGGAGAUAACCUCAUGACGGAUGUCUACGGUGCCAACCUGUACAAUCGCUACCUUCAGGAGAACUCCAGAAAAGGUUCCAAGUCGAGGGUUCAGGCCAAAGUUGCUGGUGGCAGAGGAUCUGCUGCGCUGUCUCAGGAUGAUGAAACAGACAACAGCUGGGAGAAUGAAUUGGCCUCUGCAGCUGCUGCCCACUGUAGGUCUGUUCUCGUUUGUACCGGGGUUUACAACCCUCACACCGAGGUGCCCUUGGACCCCAGGGACAGCAUCACUGAAACAGCGUUCCAUGGCCACAGAGAUUUUCGAUUCGAUCCCGGUUUAGUGGAACCUGAUCAUAUUGUCCCAGAUGUCAAUGCUGCUGUAGACCUGGUCUUCCAGCUGGAGAACUUUGCACCUAAUUGAGACAACCGUGGUUUCUUAAGGACUUCUCAGUGCUAUGCUUUUCUUCCAAAAAGAAACCAAACAGUGCUUUAAAAUGCUGCCAGCAGCUGCUGCUCACUACAUCUCCUACCUUUUAAAUUAAUACAGUCUUAUAUUAAGUAUACUGAAGUAUAUUAAUAUUCUUAAUAUAAGUAUAUUAAUAGCAAGAAUGCUUUUUAAAGUACUUUCAUCAGAUACAGAAUCUCUUGCUUUAGUUGCCCUUUAUUGUCAUCCUCUUCAUUAUGUUGGGUAUUCUAAUAGCAGUUUUUCAGAGCAGCUUACAUGUGCUACUGGUGCUUAGACUCCCAUGUGUCAGUACCUUCUUUUGUUGAAUAGAAGAUUUAGCUCCGAGGCCUUGGGGAUCCUGAGGGUAUGGGAUGGUGGUGCUGGGAUCCUUCACACAGCUACAGAUCGGCUGGUAUGGAGCACGGUGUGUGUCACUGCAAGUGUUCUGCAAGCACUGAGUGCUCUUUCAAGUUAGAGCAAAGUUCAAGGCUGUUCUGCUACCUUGUCUUUGCUCACAGCCUUUCUUUUUACUAGUUCUCUCAUGUCUGGAGCUGCUAUUGCUUCUCUCUACUCUGCCAUCCUUAAUAGAAAUGCCCAUGUAAGAUGCAGGAGGCUGCCUUGUUAACACCAAUUUUCAAACUCCAAAUAAGCUGAACUCGGUGAUGUGAGGAAAGCAGCUCACAUUGGGUGUACUGUGCAGCAUAAUACUGGGCCUUUUUGUCUUUGCCUUUUUUAUCUGCACUGUUUUGAGGAAUUUAGAACCUUGGAAAGCUUUAGCAAUUAUGUUUCAGGCUUUUCUAUCAGUUGGACUUUUCCAUUGAAUGAGUGACUACUGGUUGGGCAAAAAGUGCCUAAUAAUUUACUUGAAGCUCCACGCCACUGUGUUAAUUAACCAGCCUUUAGUGUGGUACCUUUCAUCCUGUGGCAAUGUUACAUGUUGUUUGGUUCAUGGAUUUUAUAGCUGUUCAUUUAAAAAGAAAAGAAACAAGUAAUUUAUUUUAUGUUAUUUUUGUAAAGUGCUUUUAAAAGUUAUCAUCCAGUUUUGAAACUAGUUUUGUGUUAGUUUGUCCUGACCCAGUACAUGGUAUAUACUUGUGCCAUAAGCUUGGAAAACAUAAUCCAAUUAGGUGUGUUGUAAAAACAAAAGUCAGUUUACACACAAAUACAACUUAACAUCCCCUUGGAGGCAAGCCAGGUUGUUAUGGUUGGGGUUUGGGGUGGUUUCUUUUCCUCAAAUUAGAACUAUAAAACAAAAACCUGUGGGUCUUCAGUUUUCCCAAGUCCUUGCAGAGGUAGCAGGAUGCUGGCUUAAAAGCAUCUAGUGUCACAACUUCCUGGCCGACCUCUUCACUGUGUUAUCACCCUGAUGUCAAAAUCUGACAGCUCACCUUGUGAAGAGAACAUUGCUGCUAUCAAUCAGAGGGUUUUGGUUUGUUUUCUCCAUUUGCAAACCACUGCAUUCCCCUCUCUCUGCUGUCAGGACUGUUGAUUCAUUCACUCAUCAUGUUUCAUAAGUAGCUUUCAACAUUUCUUGCUGGAUCCAGUUUAAGGGACACGGCUCUAAACAGUGUAUGUCCUGUUUCUUCACUGGGAAAGUGUUACAGCAGCACAUUCUUGCCUUUAUUUUUAUUGCUACAAUAAACACAUUUACCUGUUUCUUCAGCACUUUUCUGUAGUGCACCAACUCUUUGCAAAGUAUGCCAAAUAUUUCUAAGUAAAGAUUGCAGUUUUGUAAAAAGUCAAGAUGACUUGAGGUAGCAUUGUUUCAAUCCUGCAGCAUGCUGUAGAGCUCUUUCAGCUGUUACUGGAAGCCAUUUCAGGCUGUCAGUGAAGCAAAGAAUAAACAUGUGGAAGCUGAUGAACAGAA